AUGAAUUAUGCAUUCGAUUGCAUACUGGGCAUGCCAUGGUUGGCACGUUAUAAGCCCCAGAUCGACUGUGACUGGUCGAACGUCACAUUCGUGGAUCGUGAUUCCACGACACUGGCGGUGCACAGAGCGAGCGAUGGCCCUCUCUGCACUGCUUGUGCUGUUCUUCGAGACACAAGUGACAGUGACUCCUCGCUACAGAGCGAAGAGGACGACGCGGUCGAACAGGGGUUUCCGCGCGUCUUUAACGCGGUUGAACAGGGGCUCCCGCACGUGAAUGCAGUGGUCGAACCGGGGUUCCCAUCUGCACGUAUUGUGGUAGAACAGGGGCUCCCAUAA
Molecule: messenger RNA, 336 nt
Organism: Peronospora farinosa
Lineage: Eukaryota; Oomycota; Peronosporomycetes; Peronosporales; Peronosporaceae
Source: the annotation of a GenBank genome assembly